AGAAGGGCGAAACCUGGUCGGAGGAGGAAAAGAAGAAGGAGGAGAAGGAGGAGAAGGAGGACCCCUCUUCCGCCCCGCCUGAGGUCGCUGCAAGACGCGGGCCGCCGGUGGCUGACGGCGCUGGACUCCCAGGUGGCCGCCAUGGCCAGCGAAGACACCGCCAGCAUCCAGGACUUCCUGGACCGCAGCUUUCAAUCUCUGGCUUCAAGGCACAUGGACCUGAAGCAACGGGAGGUGGACACAGCGGCGGCCAAAGUGGACGAGCUCUCGAAGCAGCUGCAGUCUCUCUGGACGGACAACACCAGCCCCGCCGCCACUUCAGCCAAGGCGAAGGAGCGUUACAGCCUCGGCAGCGUCCCGUCCCAGGACGUCUUGGUGAAGGCAUCCUCCUCGCUGCCGUCUUCUCCCCGGAAAAGCGCUUCGUGGGAGGCCACCGAAAGCAGCGGCUACAUCCCGUUCGCCUUUGCCGGCGAGGGUCCACAAAGCGCUCCUUUCUACGGCUCUGCAUCCAACAAGUCUUCCUUGGGCCGCCCCAUCUCGCCGCGGCCGUCCUUCUUCCUGCAGCCGGAGCUGGACCGCAGCCCGCUCCCUCCGGCCACUCCCCCCUCGAGGCCCAAAGUGAUGCCCGUCCCGUACGAAUUGGCGGCCCAUGCCUCGUCCCCACGCUCCCUCCGCCCGGGCGGACCCUCCGAGCGGCAGUACGACUACAAGCCCUACGGUUCCUUGGGGCGGGAGGGCUCUCCACGGACACCGGCAGGGGAAGCGUCGGGAGCCCCGCAAGCCUUCUUCCCGGACCGGGUCCCCUCCCCGAGGCCCCCUCUGCCGCCGCCGUAUGAAAACCACAACCUGUACCCUUCGGCACCCAGCAACUUUGCACCUUUCCGGGCUCAAGAUGACCUGGUGCUCCGUCGGAGGGGGGCCAAAAGCUGGAACGAAUCCGACCUGGACGUGGCCUACGAGAAGAAGUCCGGCCACUCAGUUGGUUAUGACCGAGGCGAUGCUCACCUUGGACUCCGCCAAAACAACUCGCUCGCUCCUUGGCGGGAAUCGAGUUUGGACGGGAGCAUCGGACCAAGCAAGGAGGGUCCCUUUGGGACGCACAGCGCUACUUUGCCGCGCAACUACAAGGUCUUUCCCCCUGCGUCCGAGCGGCACCCGGAGGCCCCCUCUUCCUUCCGCCGCUCUCUGCCGGCCAACCCCGCCGGGACGUUGCCACGCAACUGGCAGCCGGUCUCGCGCAUCCCCAUGCCGCCCCCGGGACCCCCGCCUGGGCUCCCCCAGCGCCACAAGCCCCUCCCGCUCUCCAUGAUCUUCCGGCUGCAGAACGCCUUCUGGGAAUACGGCAACACGGGGAAGAAGUUCCCUCUGGGGCCAACACCGACGGGGUCCCCGCUUCUCCUGCGUUCUUUGCAAAAGCAAGCCCCGCCACAGGCCUUUGCCACCGGGCAGCAUUCGCCUCGGAUGGCCCCACCACCUGCAAACGAAGGAGCCAGGGCUGCCGUCCCUGUGGCCGAACCUGUCCGCAAUGUGCCCAUCACCUUGACCGAGCCGGACCCCGAACUGGAGGGUCUCCUCCUCCUCCCGGGGGGCGAAGCGUCGGAGAUGGAGUCCCUGGCCCGCCCCUUGAGCCCCACGCGGCUACAGCCAGUCCUGCCACCGGAGGCCCAGAAAGUGCCCGAAUUCGAGGAGGUAGCCCGCGUCCUGGCUGAGAUGCCCCGGCCACUCAAGCGCCGCGGUUCCAUGGAGCAGAGCCCCGGUCCGGCUCUGCCGCCGACGCACAAGAAGCAAUACCAGCAGAUCAUCAGCCGCCUCUUCCACCACCAGCAGCAACAGCCCCGCAAAGAGGAGACGGGCAUCCCGACCGGAGAGGCCGAGCUCGCGCCCAUCAGUGAAGCCGCCGAACAGAAGGUUCCGACACCAACCACGGCUUUGGGGUCAUCUCCUGCUCCGGCCACACCGACCAUCACUCCUCCGUCUCCUCUUCCUCCUCCUCCACCGGAGAGUCCUGUUGCUCUCACACCGCUGCCCAGUCCGGAGAAGCGCUCCGUCUUGCGCAAGAUCAACUCUCCGCGGAAGCGGCUGCUAAAGAAGGCCCGCCUCAACCCCUUGGUUUUGCUUCUGGACGCAGCUCUGACCGGCGAGCUGGACGUGGUCAAGGAGGCGGUCAAGGAGCUGAAUGAUCCAAGCCAGCCCAACGACGAGGGCAUCACCGCCCUGCAUAAUGCCAUCUGCGGUGCCAACUAUAACAUUGUGGACUUCCUCAUCAACAUCGGGGCCAACGUCAACUCCCCGGAUAGCCAUGGAUGGACCCCCUUGCAUUGCGCGGCAUCCUGCAAUGACACAGCCAUCUGCAUUGCCCUGGUCAAGCACGGCGCGGCCAUCUUUGCUACUACGUUCAGCGACGGGAGCAUGGCCAUCGAGAAGUGUGACCCCUACCGCGAAGGAUACAGCGAGUGCUUCAGCUACCUGGCAGACGUGGAGCAGAGCAUGGGGCUGAUGAACAACGGGGCAGUGUACGCCUUGUGGGACUACAGCGCCGAGUUCAAGGACGAGCUCUCCUUCCGGGAGGGGGAGCCGGUGACCGUCCUCCGGCGGGACGGGGCCGAGGAGACCGACUGGUGGUGGGCUUCCCUCUACGGGCAGGAGGGAUACGUGCCCAAGAACUACUUCGGGCUCUUUCCUCGGGUGAGACCUCAGCCAAGAAUGCCAUGAAGUGUCUACAGCGUCGACAUCCAAAACGGAAGCCGAAAAGUAUAUAUCUGGACCUGGAAAAAUUAGGGGGGAAAGGACACAUUUUUGGCCCCGAUCCCAGCAAGGAAAACUGCAAGGAAGGACUUUUCCCCCUCUCUGUUUUGGCUCCUUCUGAAACCUCUUUAUGACUGGAAGAACACGAAUGAGAGAAAUCAGCGGAGCAGGACUCACUCCAUGUCUAUCAUAUCGUUAUUAUUAUUAUUUGGGAACGUUGAAUGUAGUCAGCCGCCUUUUCCAUUGCAACCAAUGCUGUUUGGCAGUGGAAUCUCUCCUCUGGGUGGCCAUCUGUUGGGAGGGAUCGAAAUGUGCCUUCCUGCCUAGCCAAAGGGGAUUCGGAUGGACGGCCCUUCCAGUAUCUCCUCCAAUUCCUUAUCAUUCUCGGAUUCAAUCAAAUGAAUAACCAAUUUGAUCCAAUUGCUUUAUGGGAGGCUGGGUGGCUAUCUGUCGGGAGGGAUCGGAUUGUGCCUUCCCGCCUAGCAAAAGGGGGUUCGGAUGGACAGCCCUUCCAGCGUCUCCUCCAACUCUUUAUCACUCUAGGAUUCAAUCAAAUGAAUAACCAAUUUGAUCCAAUUACUUUAUGGGAGGCUGGAUGGCCAUCUGUCGGGAGGGAUCGGAUUGUGCCUUCCCGCCUAGCAAAAGGGGGUUCGGAUGGACGGCCCUUCCAGCAUCUCCUCCAACUCUUUAUCACUCUAGGAUUCAAUCAAAUGAAUAACCAAUUUGAUCCAAUUGCUUUAUGGGAGGCUGGGUGGCCAUCUGUCGGGAGGGAUCGGAUUGUGCCUUCCCGCCUAGCAAAAGGGGGUUCGGAUGGACAGCCCUUCCAGCAUCUCCUCCAACUCUUUAUCACUCUAGGAUUCAAUCAAAUGAAUAACCAAUUUGAUCCCAUUACUUUAUGGGAGGCUGGAUGGCCAUUUGUCGGGAGGGAUCGGAUUGUGCCUUCCUGGCUAGCAAAAGGGGAUUCGGAUGGACGGCCCUUCCAGUAUCUCCUCCACUCCUUAUCAUUCUAGGAUUCAAUCAAAUGAAUAACCAAUUUGAUCCAAUUGCUUUAUGGGAGGCUGGAUGGCCAUCUGUCGGGAGGGAUUGGAUUGUGCCUUCCUGCCUAGCAAAAGGGGAUUUGGAUGGACGCCAUGGAAAAGGGGGAUGCAUUCGUCUCUCGGAUUGGCCACCUUUCGAUUAUUCUGUCUAUCUUGCCCUUUAAGCAGAGGCUGGAUGGCCAUCUGUUGGGAGGGAUCGGAUUGUGCCUUCCUGCCUAGCAAAAGGGGGUUCGGAUGUAUCCUGCUUUAAUAUAAGUCUGUACAUAGCAGGGGAAAAUCAACAAUAGGUCAAACCCAAUGGGAUUGGGAGUGCAUCCACACUAUGCAAUUAAUGCAGUUUGAAACUGCUUUAACUUCCAAUGCUAUGGCUCAUUGCUAUGGACUCCUGGGAGUUGUCGCUUCCCAAGGUCUUCCGCCUUAGGUGCAAAAAUAAUGCAAACUAUAACUCCCAGGACUCCGUCACACUCACUGAGCCAUGGAAGUUAGUGCACCCACACUAUGGAAUUAAUGCAGUUUGAAACCGCUUUAACUUCCAAUGCUAUGGCUCAUUGCUAUGGACUCCUGGGAGUUGUCGUUUCCCAAGGUCUUCCGCCUUAGGUGCAAAAAUAAUGCAAACUAUAACUCCCAGGACUCCGUCACACUCACUGAGCCAUGGAAGUUAGUGCACCCACACUAUGGAAUUAAUGCAGUUUGAAACCGCUUUAACUUCCAAUGCUAUGGCUCAUUGCUAUGGACUCCUGGGAGUUGUCGUUUCCCAAGGUCUUCCGCCUUAGGUGCAAAAAUAAUGCAAACUAUAACUCCCAGGACUCCGUCACACUCACUGAGCCAUGGAAGUUAGUGCACCCACACUAUGGAAUUAAUGCAGUUUGAAACCGCUUUAACUUCCAAUGCUAUGGCUCAUUGCUAUGGACUCCUGGGAGUUGUCGUUUCCCAAGGUCUUCCGCCUUAGGUGCAAAAAUAAUGCAAACUAUAACUCCCAGGACUCCGUCACACUCACUGAGCCAUGGAAGUUAGUGCACCCACACUAUGGAAUUAAUGCAGUUUGAAACCGCUUUAAAUUCC
Anolis sagrei ordinatus is the source of this 4844-nucleotide messenger RNA. The record is from RefSeq and is a predicted model, not a curated record. Lineage: Eukaryota; Metazoa; Chordata; Lepidosauria; Squamata; Anolidae.